Molecule: messenger RNA, 895 nt
Organism: Cyanistes caeruleus (blue tit)
Lineage: Eukaryota; Metazoa; Chordata; Aves; Passeriformes; Paridae
Source: RefSeq, a predicted model, not a curated record
GAUCCGGAGCUGGGAGCAGUUUCCAGGCCCCGUCCCGAGCCUGCCACGGAGCCCUUGCGGCCGGAGGGUCCCGGGCCUGUCCGGUACCGAGGAUGUUCCCGCAGAACCGGCCCCCGGCCCAUCUCCAGGCACCCUCUGCUGCCUCGGGAGCCGCUGUUGCUGCCAGCGCCAUCCCCAGCACCCCCCAGUCCCUCAAGCUGACUUACCCAGAGACCUUGGAUCGCAUCAAGGAGGAAUUCCAGUUCCUGCAGAACCAAUACCACAGCUUGAAGCUAGAAUGUGAAAAGCUGGCAACAGAAAAAACAGAAAUCCAGCGUCAUUAUGUCAUGUACUACGAGAUGUCCUAUGGCCUGAACAUCGAGAUGCACAAACAGGUGGGUCUGGGUGGGCUGGGAGCUCUGUCCUCCUCCUUAGUCCCAGCUCCCUGGCCCAGCUUUGCCAUCUGGGCUCUUAAGGGCUGUCCCCACAGAUAAGAUGGGAAGUUGCUCCCUGCUGUAGACCAGGAAGCCCAGUGCUUGUGGGGGAUGUGUUCCUUCCUUGUGCUUUGUGUUGCUCUGUGCCACGGCCUUGGCUGCCUCCUUAGCUCUCCCCACACACGUCUGUGCUCUGGUUUUGGGUUCAGGGUGCCCUGCCUGGACUGUGACACUCCUGUUGUGUCAGGCAGAGAGCGGUGCUGAAGGACUUGUGCUUGUGUGGCUGCUCACACUGGCUGGGAGUGGUCACAGGGUGACUGCUGUGGAGGAGACUGGCUUCUUCCUCGGGGCAAGGUGCGCUGCAGGGUCACAGCAGGUUGAUGGGCUCUGUCUUGACACCUUGCAGUGUCUGCUGCCCGCUGGCCCAGGGGCCAGGGCUGAGGAGCAUUCUGAGCAGAAAGAAGGGUUUUGGAGUAUGGGUG